This is a messenger RNA of Nycticebus coucang (slow loris), 366 nucleotides long. Its product is annotated as histone H4. Gene Ontology annotation, molecular function: protein heterodimerization activity; structural constituent of chromatin; DNA binding. The record is from RefSeq and is a predicted model, not a curated record. Gene Ontology annotation, biological process: nucleosome assembly. NCBI's taxonomy places the organism in Eukaryota, Metazoa, Chordata, Mammalia, Primates, Lorisidae. Bases 22 to 333 code for a protein of 103 amino acids. Gene Ontology annotation, cellular component: nucleosome. The transcript has a single exon.
UUUGCUGGCUGAUUUUUCAGUAUGUCUGGUCGUGGCAAGGGAGGAAAGGGCCUUGGCAAAGGUGGCGCUAAGCGCCACCGUAAGGUACUCCGAGACAACAUCCAGGGCAUUACUAAGCCUGCAAUUCGGCGCUUGGCCCGCCGCGGCGGAGUUAAGCGUAUAUCUGGCCUCAUCUACGAAGAGACCCGUGGCGUUCUUAAAGUAUUCCUAGAGAAUGUGAUCCGGGAUGCUGUCACCUACACGGAGCAUGCAAAGCGCAAGACAGUAACCGCCAUGGACGUGGUGUAUGCGCUCAAACGCCAAGGUCGCACUCUGUAUGGCUUCGGGGGCUAGAUGUGUUUGCUUUGUGCUCUUCUGUUUUCAAAA